This is a messenger RNA of Stylophora pistillata, 983 nucleotides long. RefSeq names its product charged multivesicular body protein 4b. Gene Ontology annotation, cellular component: ESCRT III complex; multivesicular body; cytoplasmic side of plasma membrane. The record is from RefSeq and is a predicted model, not a curated record. Gene Ontology annotation, biological process: vesicle budding from membrane; late endosome to vacuole transport via multivesicular body sorting pathway. NCBI's taxonomy places the organism in Eukaryota, Metazoa, Cnidaria, Anthozoa, Scleractinia, Pocilloporidae.
CGUUGAUUGUGCUUCAGUGAAAUUAGCAGCAUUUUCUUCUGGUCUUUCGCUUCCAUAAUGAGUGUAUUGCAGCGAAUAUUUGGAGGUAAGAAUAAAGAAAAUAUUCCAACAACUGAAGAUGCAAUCCAAAAACUGAGACAGACCGAGGAAAUGUUGGAAAAAAAGCAAGAAUUCUUGGAGAAAAAAAUCGACAUGGAGAAUUCAACAGCGAAGAAGCACGCCAAAACGAACAAGAGAAUUGCACUGCAAGCCUUGAAAAGGCGAAAGCGCUAUGAAAAACAGCUCAAUCAGAUCGAUGGAACUUUAUCGACCAUAGAGUUUCAACGUGAAGCCUUGGAAAACGCUAACACGAACACCGAAGUUUUGAAGAAUAUGAAUUAUGCUGCCAAAACACUGAAGAGCAUUCAUCAAGUUCUCGAUGUGGAGGACGUUCACGACAUUAUGGACGAUAUUCAGGAACAGACAGAAAUUUCUAAAGAGAUUUCGGAGGCAAUCUGUGGUGUUGGUAUGAAUCAAGACUUCGAUGAUGAAGAACUCGAAGCCGAGCUGGAAGCCAUAGAACAAGAAAAUCUCAACAAGGAACUUAUUGGAAUGGAACGUCCCAACGCAGCAUUACCGAACGUUCCAUCAGCAGAUCCGUCAUCAAAAGACAAAACUAUGCGUGAUGAUGAUGACCUGAAAGAUCUCGAGGCCUGGGCUAUGUAAAAACUGAAAAUUAAGAGAACUUUUUGGAACACAUUAUAUAUUAAUUGUAAUGUUUCAUAAGUUGGCUUCCUAUGCGAAAAUGGAGUUUGUGCAGUAUCAGCUAAGAGUAUACCUUAACUGCAAAACAAUGAACGUCUUUAAACGUGUUUACGACCGUUCUAGCUUUAAAUUUAUAUGCACUAAGGAAAAAAUAAGCGUUAAAUUUAUUUUGAAAGAUUAUUACGAUACAGUGCAAGGGUUGUUUGCUAAAGGAAAAAAAUAAAAUUGUAAUAUAUGAA